UUUUUUAGGAAUAUCCCGUGGAAUUGUGGGAUAGCAAUGGCGGCUUCUGUCUUUGUAAACAAAAAACGCAUAAUUUACAAAAGAUAAUAGCUAAUGGUUUGAAUCAUUUCAAGUGGGUGGCACAGUUUUCGUACUUACAUGAAUGUUAUUUUCCUAAUAACUCCAGUUGUUAAUGUUAUUGAAGAUCGUUUUUUGAUUUACAAUAAAUACAUGUGGCAGGUUUAGCUAGCUCGCUAAAAAAAUACUAGCUAGUGUAAGCGUCUUGAUAGACUCACCACCUAUUGUUAAAGACAGUUGUUUGAGACCAUGGAGGAUGAUGCGUCACUGCAUCGACUGGAGGGCAGUGACCCCACUGCGCAGGUUGGCGGGCUGAUUGUGAAGAAGAAGAGUGCAGCAGUAGAGCCUCAUGUCUUUCGUGCACCCACUCCACGCACCUCUCUCCUGGGCCUGGAUCUGCUGGCAGCUCAAAAGAGAAAAGAGCGUGAGGGCAAGGAGCAGGCUGAGGCUGACAGUGAUGACAGGAAUAACAAGAAAUCCAAGGUAUCCUCCUACAAGGAUUGGGAGGAAGGGAAAAGUGAUUCUGGAUCUGAUGAAGAAGACAAAGACGAGGAGGAUCAAGGUGGUAAAAAAGAGAGUAGCAGGAAGUACCGUGUAACUGGCUCAGAGACACCCUCUAACCCUGGAGGUGUCAGUGAAGAGUUCCGGCGCAAACACCAGCAGAGGGAGAAAGACCGGCGUGAGCAUGGAAUGUACGCCUCCUCCAAAGAGGACAAGAACAGAGAGAGGGAGAAGGACAGAGAGAGGAUCAGAGAUACGGACAGAGAUCGAAGGGGUGAAAGAGAUGAGCGGGAGCGCAGUAACAGCCGCGGCGGUGGCAGCAGCCGGUCGGAGCGUGGAGACCGCAGUGAGAGGAGUGAGCGCUCACAGAGAGAAGGCUGGUCCUCCGAACGCAUCAGCCGGGGGAGCAAGAGAGAGGAGCCUCCAACGCCUCAGACACGCCCCAAAGAUGGCACUCCCUCGCGCACCAGCUGGGAUGAGGAUGACAGCGGCUAUGCCAGCUCACGCCGUUCCCACUGGGAAUCUCCCUCUCCUGCCCCUUCACACAAGGAUUCUGACAAGUCUGAACGGUCGGAGCGCAGCCCCCGCUCUGGACGGGAGAGUGAGAGGAAGGACAAGUCAGUCAGAGGCCGGUAUCCUGAUGACACGCCCCUUCCCACCCCAUCAUACAAGUACAACGAAUGGGCCAAUGACAGGAAGCACUUGGGCUCCACUCCUCGUCUGUCCCGUGGGAAAGGUAAGAAUGAAGGAGAGGAUGGCAUCGCCUUUGAUAAUGAUGAUGAGAAGCAGCAGUGGGAGGAGGACCAGAAGCAAGCGGACAGAGACUGGUACAUGAUGGACGAAGGCUAUGACGAGUUCCACAACCCACUGACCUCCACCUCUGAAGAUUAUGUGAAGAAGAGAGAGCAGAUCCUGCAGAAGCAGACACAGAAACGCAUCUCUGCCCAGAGACGACAGAUCAAUGAGGAUAAUGAGCGCUGGGAGACUAACCGCAUGCUGACCAGUGGAGUGGUCCAGAGGCUGGAGGUGGAUGAUGACUUUGAGGAGGACAACGCUGCCAAGGUCCACCUGCUGGUUCACAACCUGGUCCCUCCCUUCCUGGACGGGAGGAUAGUCUUCACCAAGCAGCAUCUCCAGACCUGUCACUCUAUGGAGCAUUUGUGCGUUUCGAGAAAAUAUGUGUCUGCUAGAUUAUUCAAUAACCUCCCCCGUCGGUGUCGCUCUCACUCCAUCUCUCCCUCUCUCCUCCUCUGUCCAUCCAGGCUGUACACCCAGAGCGCCUUCAAGAAUGAGAUGUUAACCACCACCAUCCCAGAGAUYCAGCGGACCAACCUGGCCAACGUGGUGCUGCUGCUAAAAUCCCUGGGGGUCCAGGACCUGCUGCUCUUCCACUUCAUGGACCCCCCGCCUGAGGACAACAUGCUGAACUCCAUGUACCAGCUGUGGAUCCUGGGGGCCCUGGACAACACAGGUUCCCUGACGCCCACUGGGAGGCUGAUGGUGGAGUUCCCUCUGGACCCGGCUCUGUCCAAGAUGCUGAUCGUAUCAUGUGACAUGGGCUGCAGUGCUGACAUCCUCAUCAUCGUCUCCAUGCUGUCUGUACCGGCCAUCUUCUACAGGCCUAAGGGUCGUGAGGAGGAGAGUGACCAGGUGAGGGAGAAGUUCUCGGUCCCAGAGAGUGACCACCUGACCUACCUGAACGUCUACCUGCAGUGGAAGAACAACAACUACUCCAGCAUCUGGUGCAACGAACACUUCAUCCACACCAAGGCCAUGCGAAAGGUGCGCGAGGUCCGCUCCCAGCUCAAAGACAUCAUGGUGCAGCAGAGGAUGAACCUGGUGUCCUGUGGCUCAGACUGGGACAUCAUCAGGAAGUGUAUCUGUGCUGCCUACUUCCACCAGGCAGCCAAGCUGAAGGGCAUAGGGGAGUAUGUGAACGUGAGGACAGGCAUGCCGUGUCACCUCCACCCCACCAGCUCUCUGUUUGGCAUGGGCUACACCCCAGACUACAUCACCUACCACGAGCUGGUCAUGACCACCAAGGAGUACAUGCAGUGUGUGACUGCGGUGGAUGGGGAGUGGCUGGCUGAGCUGGGGCCCAUGUUCUACAGUGUCAAACAGGCAGGGAAGAGCAGGAUGGAGAACCGGCGGCGGGCCAAGGAGGAGAUCACUAACAUGGAGGAGGAGAUGUCUCUGGCGGAGCAGCAACUGAGGAGCAGGAGAGAGGAUCAGGACAGGAAAAGUAAUGUGGGCAGCGUCAGGGCUGUGAAAAUCUGCACCCCGGGAAGGAAGGAGGAGGCACCCAUGACCCCAAAGCGCACCCCAGCUCGUUUUGGGCUCUAGAUCUUCUCUGUUAAGACUUAAACACUUGACCUCACCACUAAAUAUCACCURUAUGUGUACCAUACCAUCACUGGAUGAGCCUUGCUGAGAGGGCUUGGAAAACUGUCCCCUCCUAUUGUUCAGUACCAGCUGCAGUUCAGAUAGAGGCCAGCAGAGGUAGAACUUGUAUAAGGCAUGAGGCUCCCGUAACAGACCUUUUCUGUCAGCAAAUCCACAUAGCGUCC
Molecule: messenger RNA, 3125 nt
Organism: Salvelinus sp. IW2-2015
Lineage: Eukaryota; Metazoa; Chordata; Actinopteri; Salmoniformes; Salmonidae
Source: RefSeq, a predicted model, not a curated record